Messenger RNA from Linnemannia hyalina, 1422 nucleotides. The record is from the annotation of a GenBank genome assembly. Lineage: Eukaryota; Fungi; Mortierellomycota; Mortierellomycetes; Mortierellales; Mortierellaceae.
AUGUCUGCAGACCCACUCGCGAUUCCAGAAAUCUUGACUCGUGUCGGUUACUUUUUGCCAUUAUGGGUACCUCGCUCGGAGCACAUUCCCGUCUUCAUCCCCUUCCUCGACAAACCCCGAACCUUCCUCAACUAUAUGCUCGUCUCAAAACUCUGGUACCAGGUCAUGGUCCCCAUCCUGUGGCGCACGUGCCUCCACGCUCGACUUACUGCCGUCCCCGCGGCGACCCUCGAGCGCUUUCUUCCUCAUAUCAGGUUCUUGGAAGCUUACGCCAGCGCCCCUCUGGUGAUCAUACAAUGCACCCGACUAAUUGAACUCACUAUUGCGAUGGACUUGCUUUUUGGAUCAUCCGUUGUCCAGACCGUGAAUGUCUACAGAGGAUUUGUGCGCGCCAACCCUGGCUUGAGGGCGCUCUCGUGGGAUGGGAUGGUUUAUAAGGCAAAAUCGACGCUUGACCCUGAGGAUUUUACGAGAUUGAGUCGACUGGAGUCACUGACGCUUUUGAGGUGGUGUGGGUUUGCAGGAGACUUGGCGCGUAUUCUGAAGCCUGUUGCUGGAUCGCUUACUACCCUGAAACUACACCACCUAGUGGGGGUCAGUGGGGCGGAUCUUAUUGCAAUGGACCAGUAUGGUUCGAGCGAGGGUAUUGACAGAGGCAGCAACAACAGUAGCAGCAAAUUGGGCGUCGGCGUUCAUGGACUGAAGCUUCCCACGACCUCCUUAUGUUUCCCUGUUCUAACAAGCCUUUCGUUCGAGAUGUCAGGUGGCAUACGGCUGGACUUGCUGAUCCGAUGUUGUCCCAACCUGGAAUCUCUCGACUUUUACAUAUCUGAAGAGACCGAUAUCGAUCCAAUUGCCCAGAUGAUCCGAUCCUCAUGCCCCAAGUUGCGAUCCUUGAAUGCCCGGUCGGAGAUGUCGCCAGUUCGUGGGCUAUCGCUGAUGCGAGACUAUCCGUCGACGCCGGGCCUGCAACACCUCAGGCUCUCCUUGGGUCGAUACAGAUGCGAGAUUGGCUUGGAGAUUCUCUCCCUCUUUAACACACUCAAGUCCUUGGAUCUUUCGAUUCGUUUUUGCGAGGGUUCGACUGCUGAUCUUGUCCUGGGACUAUUGAGGACUUGCGAGGGUCUCGAGUUACUGGAAGUGGCGAUUCAGACGUACAUGGGGCGCGACAUUUUGCUAGAUCUUGCGAAACACCCUUGGAUGUGCCAAGGCAAAGCUUCAAGAUAUCAUGGCUUUGAACGUGAUGUCGAGCACCAUGCCAGCGAUGGGUUGGUUGCAGGGACCGGGACGUUGCCAGGACCUGGAGUACCAAAGAUGACUGCCACCAAGACCAACCGCCUUUUCACCUUGACCGCUGCUGCAUUCCUCGCCGAUUGCUCUGAGUGCUUCUUCUACCAGUGCCGCCCCGGUUCCGGCCCCUGA